Molecule: messenger RNA, 1185 nt
Organism: Pyrenophora tritici-repentis Pt-1C-BFP
Lineage: Eukaryota; Fungi; Ascomycota; Dothideomycetes; Pleosporales; Pleosporaceae
Source: RefSeq, a predicted model, not a curated record
AUGGCCCAUACACAGCCGCAACCGCAACCGACCCUCCUACUCUCAGCCCCUCACCUUCCCCUCGCAACCGCCCUAACUUCCACCGUCCCCCUUCCCGCCCUCGCAGUAAUCCAAUGGUGCGUCUUCGAAAACCGGAAUCGAUCUGAGGUCAUGGCUCUUUACAACGCCUCCGGCUACGGAACGCAUUACACGCCCUCUGGAGUCUACAAGAUCAUGCGCAAGUAUGGUCCGAUUUGGUUCAAUGAACAACAGGUACGCCGACCAUGGGGGCUGUAUUUUUCUGAGGAGAAGGCGGAGUUGAUACGGAGGGGGUGGGGGAAGGAUGAUUUGGUCAUGGCAGGAGCGGGAGGAGUGGCAGAUGAGAUGGUGGUUGAUCCAUUGGCGGGGUGGGUGGCGGGACCUGGAAAGAAACGGGUGAGGCGUUCGAGGGUGGUGAGGUUUGAGGAGGAGGAUGAUGAGAGCACUGCGGGUGCGAGCUCGGCAGAAUCUUCUAGGAGCGAGAGUCCGGUUUCCGACCAUCGGUCUUUCGAGAGUCCAUCUGUUGAAGAUCAUCCAGUUGUCCACCAAGAUAUUGGGGUGCCCAUACCCGAGGAGCUUAAAGUAGCGAUCCAAGAAAAGCACAACGAGUGGUUGGAAGCAAACAAGACGGGGAGAGCGGAUAUUGCAGAUCCACUGGAGGAGCAGUUGGCAGAUCUGGAGAGGCAAGCGAUGGAGGGACGAUAUACGCACGCACUGGAGACGGCAAGCAAGCGCAAGCCCCAGGCGGCUACGUCGUCUGCCGCCAGCGACGGUCCACCUAAUUCCGCGCAGGACGCCACAAACGAGGUGGAAAUCAUAGAGGAUAGCGACGAGAUUGAAGGCGGUCAGUCGGCAAAGAAGUCGAAGACUACAGCUCGUCCAGCCUCGCGCACUCAGGAAAAGGCAAAACUCGUCCGUCUUCUCGCCGAUAAGCAGUGGCUAAGCGGGCGAAACACAUUUAUCUUCAACUUUGAUAGGAAGACCAAGGAUCCCGGCCAGCGGAGACGGUCCCUGAGAUCGAAGUGGGCGAUCCAGAUGCGGAGAUUCAGCGGUUCAAGGUUCAAGGUUCAUCGCGCGAGCAUGCAGCACUGGUCCUUCAUUCGCGACGCACUGGUCGCGGUCGCGCUCGAGGUUCCACUCACCCUCCGCGGUCACGGAGCCGAUUGA